Diceros bicornis minor is the source of this 1195-nucleotide messenger RNA. It is a transcript of the gene NOL3, whose product is annotated as nucleolar protein 3. Gene Ontology annotation, cellular component: mitochondrion. The coding region runs from base 443 to 1045 and encodes 200 amino acids. Lineage: Eukaryota; Metazoa; Chordata; Mammalia; Perissodactyla; Rhinocerotidae. The record is from RefSeq and is a predicted model, not a curated record. The transcript has 4 exons. Gene Ontology annotation, molecular function: cysteine-type endopeptidase inhibitor activity involved in apoptotic process; caspase binding; death effector domain binding. Gene Ontology annotation, biological process: negative regulation of intrinsic apoptotic signaling pathway; negative regulation of extrinsic apoptotic signaling pathway; negative regulation of release of cytochrome c from mitochondria.
CCGCCCCUCCGCAGGACUAGCUCUGGGACUGGGUGGAGGGGAGGUAAGCGGGGCCUUGCGGUCGCACAUGCGCAAGGGUUCCUCCGGUUUCCCACAACCCUCGCUCUCCAGCAAAAGAACCCGCGCAGCGAGGUGGGAAAGGGGGCCGAGACCCUCCCUUCACGCCUCCCACCUGGAGCCGCCUGGUGCUCCGGGAAGGAUCUGGCUUGUGACCCGGGAAGGACUGGCCACGACAUAACUUCGGUAUUCACUUCCGAGUACUGAGAGCCUCAGAGGGAUGGCCCAGACCAGCCGGGGUCUCUGCACCCCCAGACAGGACAAAGGACAGGACUUGGCGUAAUGGGAGGAGGAGGCUAACGUGAAAAUAACCCGGGAGGAGUGAGGGAGCAGGAGGGCCAAUCCGAUCUGCCUCCUCCCUCUCUGCACUGUACUGACCUCUACCAUGGGCAACGCGCAGGAGAGGCCGUCAGAGACGAUCGAUCGCGAGCGGAAACGCCUGGUAGAGACGCUGCAGGCCGACUCCGGGCUGCUACUGGAUGCGCUGCUGGCGCGGGGCGUGCUCACCCAGCCCGAGUACGAGGCGUUGGACGCGCUCCCAGAUGCGGAGCGCAGGGUGCGCCGCCUGCUGCUGGUGGUGCAGGGCAAGGGCGAAGCCGCCUGCCAGGAGCUGCUGCUCUGCGCCCAACGAACCGCGCGGGCGCCCGACCCCGCCUGGGACUGGCAGCACGUGGGCACUGGCUACCGGGAGCGCAGCUACGACCCUCCAUGCCCAGGCCAUUGGACGCCUGAGGCACCUGGCUCGGGAAUUUUAUGUCCCGGGCUGCCCAAAGCUUCAGUCUGUGACGAACCCAGGGGUCCUGAGGGCUCCGAAACAGUGCAAUCCGAAACCCUCGAGGAGCCCGAGCCAGAGCUGGAAGCUGAGGCCUCUGAAGGGGCUGAGCCGGAGUCAGAACUCCAAAUGGAUCCGGAACCAGAGCCAGAACCAGAGCCUGAACUGGAGCCGGAGCCCGACUUCGAGGCGGGGGACGAGUCUGAAGAUUCCUGAAGGCCAGAGCGCUGACAGGCCACUCCCCGCCCAAGCUGGAUAGGACCUGGGAUACUGCCCUGGCGGGGUCGACGCCACCAAGGCUCCAUCUGGCCCAGUGCCACUGGAAGUGAAUAAAUUCCGAAGGGUCGGCCUGGGCUCUCUCUGCAA